AUGAAAAGAAGUAGUGACAGUAAAAAAUCAAAAUAUGAUAGCGAAGAAGAUUCUGAGAAAAUGAGUGAAGAUUAUGACGAAAGAAAUAGUGAAGAAGAAGACGUUCCUAGAACUAGAGAAGGAUAUAUUGCACAUGAUGGAUUUAUUGCAUCAGAUGAUGAAGAAAUUGAAGAAGAAGUUCCAGAAGAAGAUGCAUAUGAGGAAGAUGAAGAAGAGAAAGAAAGAAGAAGAAUUGAACGAGAGAAAAGGAAACUUGAAAAACAACAUAAAAAAGAAGAAGCAAAAAAGAAAAAAAGAAAGUUAAUUAAAGAAGACGAUGAUGAUGAUGAAAUGGAAAGUGGGAAUGAACAAGUAAUGGACGAAGAAAUAGAAGAUGUUGGUGAAGAUGAAGAGAUGACAAGCAGAUAUCUUGAAUGUUUGGAACCUGCUGAUAAGGAAAAAAUGAAAAGAACACAAAGGAUUGAAACUAUAUAUAAAACUGAUUGUCCUGAACGAUUAUAUGACAGAAAGUCAGUAUUAAAUAAAUAUAACGAAGAAAUAGAUGAUCAAGAAUGGAAUAGAAGAAUUAGAGAAGAAGUAGAAUGGCUUGAUGGAAAAUUAAGAUAUAUGAUUCAAUUAGAAGCAGAAGACUUAAUGGGAGUAAUAAGAAAAAUAUUAGAAUUAAUGUAUAAGUAUCAUCAUGAAUUAAUGUAUAUUUAUACUUAUGAUAGGGAUUGGUAUUAUCCAUACAUAUCAAGGGAUUAUUCUAAAAUUGAUAGUUAUCAAGUAUUAGAUAUGUUAUGGAUGAUUUGGAAUUAUGAUGAAGAGUAUUCUCUUUUUUGUAAAGAAAAAGAGAAAGUAAAAGAGGGAUUAAAAGAAAUUCCUGAAGAAAGAAGAGCACUAUAUUCUGUAGAAUUAGAUAGUGUGAUUGAAUUACCAGAUUUGAAAUUGAUUUCUGAUGACUUUUUGUUAAGAUAUAGGAAAGAUCAGUUUGAUCCUUUAAAACAAAUUUCAAAAGGAAAAAAGUCAUAUCAAAUUCUUAUUCAAAAGAACUUUAAAGAAAUGUUGGAUGGUUUUGGAUUAACUGCUGAUGAAUUGGCUCAAAACAUUAAAUCAAAUUUUAAGAAAACUAUUCCUAGAAUGUGCCCUGAAAUUCCACAAGCAAUUGCUGCACGAAUGGUUAGUCCAGAAUUUCCUGAACCUAAAAACAUAAUGAGCGGAGCUAAAAUGAUUUUUGCAACAGAGUUUGCAUAUAAUUGGUAUGUAAGAAAGUUCUUCUUUGAAGAAGGAUUAAAAGAUGCAGAAUUAAGUACUGAUCCAACACCAAAAGGAGAUGAGGUUAUUAAUGUAUUUCAUAAAUAUGCAAUAAUUAAAAGAUUAAGAAGAAAACCAAUUGGAUUAAUGAGAGGAAAGACAGACAUAUUAAAUAUAUUUAAUGCUGUAAAUGAAGGACUUCUUACUAUGACAAUUGAAAUACCUCAAAAUAUUAUAGAAAAUGCAUCAACGUUAUUAGUUGGUGGUGAUGAUUUAGAAGAAUGGAGAAAAUAUAAAAAAGAAACACUUGAAUUUGCAUUUAAAUAUUUUAUUACUCCAUAUGUUGUUGAACAACUUAAAAUUGAAUUAAGAAAAGAAGCAGUUGAUUGUUUAAUUCAUGAAGCUCAAUACAAUUUAAAAAGAAGAAUUGAUGUAGCACAACAUUUUGCAUUAGGAAAAUAUAGUAAAGAUAUUGAUAAUAUUUCAGCAUUAGAAAAGAAAUUUGUUGGAGGAAUUGUUUUUAGUAAAGAAGGAAUGAUGGGAGUUAAAGUAAAUGCAAUGACUGGAGAAUUUAUUGAAGGAAAAUAUUUUGGAAAGAAUAAUAGUAAAUAUGGAGAAUAUGAAGAAGAAUUAAAGAAAUUUUUUGGUAGAGAUACGUUAGUUGUUGGUAUUGAAGCAAAUACUCAAAGAUAUGUUUCUGUUACAGCUACAAUGAAAAAUAACUCUGAAAUAGAAUGUGUUGGAAUUAAUAAAGAUUUAGGUAGAAUUUAUAAAAAAGAAACAAAAGGUGAAAUGUCAGAAUUAGAAUUUGCAGGCGCUUGUGUUUGUAGACAACUUAUUAAUCCAAUAGCAGAAUUUGUUCAUAUUUGUUGUACAAAAGAGAAAAUGCUUAGUAUUAAAUUACAUUGGUUACAAAAUACAUUAAAUGAAAGUGAACAAAAUAAAAUGUUUUCAGCACUAAAUGAAACAUUAAUAACUAUAAUCAAUUCAAAAGGAGUAGACAUUAAUCAAUGUAUUGAAUAUCCUCAUAUGGAGAAAAUGUUGGACUAUGUUAAUGGAUUAGGGCCAAUAAGAACUGAUUAUAUUUUCAGUCAUUUUAGACAAUAUGACUUCAAAGUUACAUCAAGAAAAUUCUUAAAUGAGACAUUUAAAACUGAUAAAUUAGAAACUGUAGUUGAUAAUUGUAUUGGAUUUAUUAUUAUUUCACCUAAAUAUUCAUCAAAGAACUUGUAUUUAGAUCAAACAAGAAUUCAUUUUUCAAGAUAUGGAUUAGCAGAAACUAUAGUAGAUGAUGCGUUCACUGGAAAAAGACCAAUAGAUGAUUUUACAAAGAAAGUAAUGUCAUUAACAAGAGAAGACUAUAAUAGACUCGACUUAGAAGGGUAUGGAAGAGAAAAUGGAGAGAAAGGACAUAGCAUAUACAUUUGUAUAAUGGAUAUUGUUAAUGAAUUAAUUGAACCAUUCAAAUAUCAACAAGCAUCAUUAGCAGAAGCAAUGAUGAAAGACGAAGAGAUCUUUGAGAGUGUUACAAACUCAUCUAUUCAAGAAUUUAAGAAGAACCAAUUGAUUGAAUUUGUAUUAAAACCAGGAAGUAGAGAAAGAAAGAAAGGAUAUAUUAGUGAUGAUUUAGAAGUUUCAAUUGAAGACUCUAUUAAUUUGAAUGGAGUAGAGAGUGGAACAACAAUUACAGGAAAGAUCAUGACAGUUGAUUAUGGAAAGUGUAUUAUUGAUGUAAGAUGUGGAAAUGAUGUAGUAAAUGACUACCAAUAUUUAGAAAAUGAAUAUCGUCAAUUACAAGAGAAAGAAAAAUAUUUAGAAGUAUAUCCACGUGAGUAUGAACAUGAAAAAAGAGAAGAGGUUAAUAGAAAAGAUUAUGGAGAUGUAGAUUUGAGAGGGUUUGAAAUAGUUUCAGUUUCUAAAGCAAGAUCAGAUGUUCAACAAGGAUCAAUAGGAGAUUAUAAGAUAGUACCAGUUUCAGAAGAAGGAGUAUUUAAAGGGAAAUUAUUACUUGUAUGGAAAUGGACACCAAGCGUUAUAUUAAAUAUUGAAUGUAAAGAAGAGAGUGAAAGAUAUGGAAGAAAUAUGAGAAUUAGCUUUAUUAAAGAAAGAAAAGACUUUGGGAAUGUAAGGUCACUUGAACGAUAUAUCAGAUUAAUUAAUGGAUAUUUAGCAGAUCUCCGAAAACACAGAAGAUAUAAUGCUGAUGAUAAUCUUGUUGAUUCAGCAUUAUCUAAGUUAAAAGCAUCACAACCAAAUGUAUUCAAUUAUUUCUUGAGUGUUUCUAAACAACAAAUUGGCAAAAUAAGAAUUAGUUUUAUUCCAGGAACAAAAACAGUUUCAAGUCAAUUUGUUAGAUUAGGAGAGGAUGGGUUUAAAUGGAAUGGAAAGACAUUUAAUACUACCGAUAAGUUAGUUGAAGAAUUUAAAACAGAAGUAACUAAAAUUCUACAGAAAAAACAAUAA
Messenger RNA from Entamoeba histolytica HM-1:IMSS, 3696 nucleotides. RefSeq lists its product as uncharacterized. The record is from RefSeq and is a predicted model, not a curated record. Gene Ontology annotation, biological process: transcription elongation-coupled chromatin remodeling; mRNA transcription by RNA polymerase II; transcription elongation by RNA polymerase II. Bases 1 to 3696 code for a protein of 1231 amino acids. Gene Ontology annotation, cellular component: transcription elongation factor complex. Gene Ontology annotation, molecular function: nucleosome binding; histone binding. NCBI's taxonomy places the organism in Eukaryota, Evosea, Mastigamoebida, Endamoebidae. The transcript has 2 exons.